UCGAACAAGGAGGAGAGGAUUAAAGAACAUCCCUCAGUUGGAAUGAUGCAGUCGAGGGGGGCAGCAGCGGAAGGGACGGCGGGGAGGAGCUGAGGAGGCUGCAGGCAGGCAGGCAGGCGCAGCGAGCGGCAGAGCGCAGCUUCUUCGCGCGGCGGAGGCACCGAGGGAGGCGCGUGGUAGCCAUGCUUCUCCCCUCCUCGUCGUCUCCUUCCUACGGCUCCAAAGGUGACUCCUUCAGGAAAACUGUUGAUGGUCUUAUGAGGUCAACUUUAACUUUUGAUAAUAAUAAUUCUGUACUGCCAGGUCAAAACAUUGAUUACGGUCAGCCAAUGUCUUGCAUUUCAUACCCAUACAAUGAUUCUGGUUCAGGAGUUUGGGCAUCCUACAAGUCACGCUCAGUGUUCCAUCCUCAAAUUGUGGGAGGAGGCACAUCGACAAGAGUUCCUUUGCCCUCCCUGGAGAUAGCAGAUGAUGAACCCAUAUAUGUCAAUCCCAAACAAUAUCAUGGAAUUCUUCGCAGAAGACAGCUGCGUGCUAAGCUAGAGGCCCAGAAUAAGCUUGUCAAAACCCGAAAGCCGUACCUUCAUGAAUCUCGGCAUCGACAUGCAAUGAAAAGGGCAAGAGGCUCUGGUGGGCGAUUUCUCAAUACUAAGCAGCUCGAGCAACAGCAGCAGUCUCACACUACAUCGACCAAGGCCACCACAGACAGCCAAAAUUCUUCAGGUUCAACCCAUCUACGUCUUGGUGGUGGUGGUGCAAUCGGAGAUCAAACUUCGCUACCGUUCAAAGCAGUGGAUUCACAAGAUAAGAUCAAGAGAGUGGCAGCCUCUGCUUCCACCUUCACUGUGACUUCUGCGGUGCACAAUGACGACGCCUUCUUCGACCGCCAUGGCCACCAUCUCAGUAGCUUCUCCGGCCAUUUUGGUCAGUCAGGUGCACAAGGUGGCGUCGGCAGCAGGCAUAACGGGACACAGCAUAGGGUUUCUGCUAUGAGAUGAGCAGCGUUUGCGAAUCAUCAAAUAUGGUGUGGUCUUGAUCCCCUGCUUUAGGCAAUUCAUCCUUGGCUUAAGUUUCAUGGUUUGUUUAGGACUUCAGAGAUGCUUUCAUAGUUCUGUGCCUUUUGCAGCCCAAUAAGUGUGGGCUUAAUUGUGAUGUGAUAUAUUAAAGUAUCGGUCUGAUGGAUUCGCCCUUGUUUCAAUAAACACUUCCCUGUUAGUUGUACA
Oryza brachyantha (malo sina) is the source of this 1223-nucleotide messenger RNA. Its product is annotated as nuclear transcription factor Y subunit A-7-like. Gene Ontology annotation, molecular function: RNA polymerase II cis-regulatory region sequence-specific DNA binding; DNA-binding transcription factor activity, RNA polymerase II-specific. The transcript has 5 exons. Bases 183 to 998 code for a protein of 271 amino acids. Lineage: Eukaryota; Viridiplantae; Streptophyta; Magnoliopsida; Poales; Poaceae. Gene Ontology annotation, biological process: regulation of transcription by RNA polymerase II. The record is from RefSeq and is a predicted model, not a curated record.